Molecule: messenger RNA, 3809 nt
Organism: Drosophila biarmipes
Lineage: Eukaryota; Metazoa; Arthropoda; Insecta; Diptera; Drosophilidae
Gene: ItgaPS5
Product: integrin alpha-PS3
Exons: 9
Coding region: 472-3630 (1052 amino acids)
Biological process (GO): cell adhesion mediated by integrin; cell-cell adhesion; cell-matrix adhesion
Cellular component (GO): integrin complex; external side of plasma membrane
Molecular function (GO): integrin binding
Source: RefSeq, a predicted model, not a curated record
UAAAGUAUGUAUGUAGUAUACUUAGCGUAAAAUGUUUUCUUGUUUUGUUUCAUUUUGUUUUAAGUCGUACUGAUUACGUUUCUUGGAUUAGCGACUUUACUCCACACACAGUCAAGCUAAUUUAAAAAAGAAAUACGCACAACUGAAGUGAAGCACUGAUUAUGGGUUAAAUUACCAAGUAAACCAAUGACUUAAAAUAAGACCUUUAAAAUAUAAAGCGAUAUUGUUUCAAAACUUUAAAAACUUUUUUUGUGCUGGUUCUUGAGAAGAUUGGCCGCAGCGGAAAUGCUAUCAAGUUCGCACUAACUCAUAUAUAAUUUUAUUUAAAUACUUUCAUUUUAAUUCGGUUCAUUGCAUUGUACAUUGAGAUCCUGAGCGUUCUGGUUGUUCAGCCUCCAGAAUUUUUUAAAAAUAAGUCAAAACGAUUUUGUUUUAAAGUUAGACUCUCUUACAUAAUAUACUAAGUAAAUUAUGUCUUACAUUUUAUUGCUCGCCUUUCUGGCUUUAAAAUGGCAGACCGAAGCCUUUAAUCUUUCACCUCAUCCCAACCGGGUGAUAAACUUUCCAAAGCAUCUAAAAACCCACUUAAACCAAACGCGAAGCUCCUACUUUGGCUUCUCGCUGGUCAUUCGCCCAACCAGCAUCUUCGUGGGCGCUCCUCGGGCCCAGUCCACCUUGGAUUCGCAAAGGACAAUCGACGAGACUGGGGCGAUAUUCAGGUGCCCCCUGGAAAACGGAGAUUGCUUUCCCUACGCCCUGGACUCCGAGGGAAAUGUUGAUAGGACCUACGACAUCAGGAUCCUCAGCUCGAGGCACAAGGACUACCAGUGGCUGGGCGGCUCGAUGGACGGAGGUCCUUUGGAUCUGGACAAGCUCCUCGUUUGUGCCCCUAGAUGCUACAAUCCCCAGGAGAGGAAUGGCCGUAUGCACGGCGUUUGCUACUGGGUGCCGGACACCGUCUCCGAACAGCCAUCUCCGAGGAAAGUGCAUACCAUCUGGCCACUCCACAGGAGAGACAAGCAGUUGAGCUCGGACAAAACAACCUAUUUCUACAUGGGCGAAGUAGGACUCAGUGCUCAUGUGACAGACAAUACCUCCCGGUUCCUCAUCGGAGCCCCAGGAAUAGACAACUGGAGGGGAGGGGCGAUCCUGCACCAGCGGAAAGGGAAUGUUCGUCGUCGCGUUAUGCGGGACGUAGGCUCAGAGGUCUACGAAUCUGUGGUCCUUGAAUCGGGUCCCUGGGGAGAGCGGCGUGACUCGUACUUUGGCUACGCCGUAAGCUCCGGAAUCUUUAGCAUCGGCAACCAGACCACCGUCCUAUACGUGGCCACUGCUCCACGAGCCAACCGCAAUGCGGGAGAGGCGUACAUCUUUGAUGUGUCGGGGAAGAACAUGCGUAAGAUCCAUGUCUUCCAGGGCGAGCAGUGGGGCGAAUACUUCGGCUACUCCGUUGUGGCGGAGGAUGUCAAUGGAGACGGACUCGCGGACGUCGUCGUAUCAGCUCCCCUAAACGCUCGCGGGGAUUCCUAUGACUUGGGUGCCAUCUAUGUGUUUAUCAACAAAGGCCUAUUCAACUUCGAGAAGAAAAUUAUCCGGUCGCCAGCUGGCAGUAAGGGCCGUUUUGGAACUACUCUUUCGCGACUGGGCGACAUUAAUCACGACGGAUACAAUGACCUGGCGGUGGGGGCUCCCUUUGAAGGAAACGGAGUGGUUUUCAUCUACCUGGGCAGCGGUCAGGGCCUGCGGGAUGAUCCUAGCCAGCGACUGGAGGCUCCUGCCCAGCAACCUUCGGAGUAUGGCUCGUACAUGUUCGGUCACGGUCUCUCCCGGGGAUCGGACAUAGAUCGCAAUGGAUUCAACGACCUGGCCAUAGGAGCCCCCAAUGCAGAGGCCGUGUAUCUGUACCGCACCUAUCCGGUGGUCAACAUACACGCCACUAUUAAGUCGGAAUCGCGAGAGAUCAAGCCGGAUCAGGAUAAGGUCAAAAUCUCCGCCUGCUACCGACUGGCAACCCCAUCCAAGGCAAGGGAAGUGCAGCAGCAGGAGCUGAACAUCCGUGUAGCCAUUGACAAGAUGCUAGAGAGGGUCAAGUUCACAGAGAACCAGAACAAUGAGAUGAGCUUCAAGGAGAUGGCAGGUCCCCGGGAGCAGUGUCGGGUCCUCGAGGUGAAGGUGCGGUACAGUGAGAAGGAUCUCUUCAAGCCCAUCGAACUGGAAAUCUUUUAUGAGCUGGCCAACAAGGUUCCCAACUCGGAGGAGUUCUGUAAGACCUGCGCGGUUGUGGAUCCAGCGGAACCCAAGUCUUACACGGAGAUGAUCAGCUUUAUUACGGGUUGUGCCACUAACGUUUGUGUCCCUGAUCUGCAGCUGAGGAGCAAGGAUGUUGUUCCCAGUUACACUUUGGGCACCACAGACACCCUUCGUCUGAGUUACGAGGUGAUCAACCAGGGAGAGACUGCCUACCUGCCCCAGCUCAACGUGACCAGUUCACCCGGCCUGCCUUUUGCUCAGGUUCCCGGCAACUGCAGGGUCAGGGAGGAGGUAAUGGUGUGCAAUCUGAACGGCGGACGACCCCUGGCCAAUGGUGACAGCGAUUCCCUCGCCAUCACCUUCGAUGUGAGCCAACUCGGUGGUGAUUCACUGACCAUCGAAGCAGUGGUUUUCAGCACGGGCAUCGACAAGAAUUCCACGGACAACAAGCAGACCAACGAGAUCGUCCUGAGGGAGUUCACCGAGAUCGAUGUCAGUGGUGGUCCAACAGAUGGUCAAGUUGUUCUUAACAAACAUCCCUACUCCGCGGAAAUCACCAACAUUUACGAGGUCAAAAGUUAUGGACCCAGCACUAUCGAAGAGCUAACUAUGCUGCUUUUUGUGCCCAUCGCAUUUAAGAUGGGUGGUGCAGUUAAGCCCAUCUUUAAUUUAACUAGUCUCAAGAUGCAGGCCUCGUACGAUUCCCAUUUGCUGCCCAUAAAGCUCUACGAUGAGAAUAACACCCUGCUCAAUGAGUUCCCUUUGGAGGAAUCCCCUCGGGACGCUGAAAACGAUGACCAAAUCACCACUUCUGCGACCCGAGAACGCAGGGAUCUCGGGGGUCUGGCCUUAAAUCAGGAGGUGGAGAUCAUCGAAAAGGAUAAUCUGCCCAUAAAUCGAACCCUUGUGCUUAGCUGUCGGGAUCUUAACAAGACGAUCUGCAUCCGGUCAGAGAUGCGGUUCCGUGUUAAGCCUGAAAAACCUGUUAACAUUACCAUCAGCUUCCUAGUUGACCUAAGUUAUAUCCUGGAUCCCUUCGAGUACUUUGUCAUCCUAACCGAACUCAAGUUGCUCAAAGAGAGCGAUCCCGAAUCCAGUUCGUUGGUGAUAAGGCGAAAUAUCCAACCAAAUGUGAUAUACAAGAAUCUGGAUGGACUACCCAUCUGGUACAUAAUUUUAGCUGUAAUCGGAGGACUGCUCCUGUUUGGUUUGAUGACCUAUGGACUUCGCAAGCUUGGAUUCUUUAAACGAUUGAAGAGGGAUGAUCUUAAAAGGUUGGAGGAGGAAAACAACCUCAACGAUGACUCUCCGCAAGAUCAGGAUUGUGAGCCAGAGGACAUUGAACGCGAUGGACAUUCAGAAAACGGACAGAACGUCUGAAAGAAAUGCAAUAAUUUAUAAAAAACAAUCUUUUACUAUUUUCAUUCUUAAAAAAUACAACUUAAACAAAUAACUUAAGCCCAGAUUAGGAUAUUAGUACGUUUACGAAAUGUUUUUAAUAUUGCACAUACUUGCUAAGCUUUAAUAAAGCUAUAAUAAAGCGAAACUUAGUUCUACAA